Aureobasidium pullulans EXF-150 is the source of this 2289-nucleotide messenger RNA. RefSeq lists its product as uncharacterized. The transcript has 3 exons. NCBI's taxonomy places the organism in Eukaryota, Fungi, Ascomycota, Dothideomycetes, Dothideales, Saccotheciaceae. Gene Ontology annotation, molecular function: glycerol-3-phosphate O-acyltransferase activity; glycerone-phosphate O-acyltransferase activity. The coding region runs from base 1 to 2289 and encodes 762 amino acids. Gene Ontology annotation, cellular component: endoplasmic reticulum membrane. The record is from RefSeq and is a predicted model, not a curated record. Gene Ontology annotation, biological process: phospholipid biosynthetic process.
AUGGCCCCUCCUCGCAAGUCCAAGUCCAGCUUCUGGCCAAACUUCAUCUAUGAUGCUUGGUUAUGGACCUUCUCCGUCCUUGUCGACCUCUUCUUCCGCGAAGUCCACCCUCGCAGUUCUUGGAAGGUUCCUCGCAAUGGACCCGUCAUUAUCGUCGCAGCUCCUCACGCCAAUCAAUUCGUCGACCCAUUGAUCCUUAUGCGCGUCCUGCGUAUGGACGCCUACCGUCGUGUUUGCUGGCUUAUCGCAGAGAAGUCCAUGAAGAGAAGGUUUAUUGGCUGGGGUGCUCGUAUGGUCGGCUCAGUACCUGUUGGCCGUGCCUUGGACUCGAAAAAGCCGGUCGAGGGAAGAAUAUACCUGCCCGAUCCUAAGGAUGAUCCAACACUGGUCAAGGGAAUUGACACCGACUUUGGGAACAAGGACAUCUACAUGGUUGGAGGAUUGCUUGCAUUGCCGAGCUUUAAGAACAAGUUUGCAAACACCGAGAUCAAGGAAAUUCUGGGCCCGAAUGAGAUCCGUCUGAAGAAGCCAUUCAGCGGUAAUGUCGCUUUGCGCCAGUUGACUGGCCAGGAAGUCAAGGAUGAAAAGGCAGAGGCCAAGUUGACGGAAGGUUUCGAGGGCACAGAGUUCGAGGUUGCUCCUCAUGUUGAUCAGGGCGAAGUCUACUCUUCUGUGUUUAAGAAACUGCACGAGGGUGGCUGCAUUGGUAUCUUCCCCGAAGGAGGUAGUCACGACAGAACAGAGCUUUUGCCGCUGAAAGCUGGUGUCGCCAUCAUGGCUCUUGGUGCUCUUGCAGAAGACCCGAAUUGCGGUGUCAAGAUUGUGCCUUGCGGCAUGAACUAUUUCCACGCUCACAAGUUCCGUUCGAGAGCCGUUGUCGAAUUUGGGACUCCUGUUGAGAUCCCCAACGAGCUGGUCGAGAUGUACAAGAAUGGUCAGAAGCGUGAAGCUGUCGGCCAAGUCUUGGAGACUGUCUACCAAGCUCUUGUCUCGGUCACUGUCACAAGCCCUGAUUACGAUACUCUCAUGCUCAUUCAGGCAGUCAGACGCUUGUACAACCCCAAAGGAAAGAAGCUCCCUCUACCCAUGAUCGUUGAGUUAAACAGACGUCUCGUAAAGGGCUACACCACCUACAAGGACGAUCCUCGUAUUGUCAACCUGAAAAAGUCUAUCCUGGCAUACAACAAGGAGUUGAUGAUGCUAAACAUUCGAGAUCACCAAGUUAGCUACGCCAAGUUCUCAAUCUUCAAGGUCCUCCUCACACUGUUCUACCGUCUCGGUAAAUUAUUGGUUCUGGCUAUUGCAGUUCUUCCUGGUCUGGUUCUCUUUGCUCCCGUUUUCAUCACCGGCAAGGUCUACUCAAUCAAGAAGUCUCGUGAAGCCUUGGCAGCAUCUACAGUCAAGAUCCAAGGUCGCGAUGUCAUGGCUACUUGGAAAUUGCUUGUCUCCUUGGUUGUCGCACCUCUUCUCUACAAUUUCUACAACAUCAUUCUGGCCAUCUGGACUCACUAUAACCGCAUUGGAGGUCGCGUACCGAAUUGGGUUCCUCUAUGGGCUGUAUUCGCUUUUGGCUACAUCCUCUUCCCAGCCAUCACGUUCGCCGCUCUCAGAUUCGGUGAAGUUGGCAUGGAUAUCGCCAAGUCAUUACGCCCCUUGAUCCUCUCUUUGGGACCUUCAUCUGGAAACACUCUUGUCAAGCUGAGAGCCAAGCGCGCUUCAUUGGUGGAACAAGUGACCGAAGUCAUCAACGAGCUUGGACCUGAGCUAUACCCAGACUUCGAUCACCAACGCAUCGUUUCAGACCCCAGCCACCCUCUCUCACCCUCAUAUUCUCAACCUCAAACACCUCGCUCACGUCGCAGCUCCGAAUACGACCGCAUGUCCAUGACAUCUCCCGAUCUAACAAGCUAUUUCAGCCGCACAGGCACAGCAGGCGCAAGCAUCGGCGGCGGCAGCGGACAAAACACCACGCAUCUUCCUAGAAACGAGUCGUUCGGUAACAUCGGCGGCUUCGGCUUCUUCUCAUCGCGACCUCACACACCCAAUCGCUCUCGCAGCCGUAACCGCAGUCGCACAAGCAGUGAUGGCGGUAUGGGCUUCACAGCCAUGAAACCCAUGACCACCAUCGACUCCAAAGGCGGCUACGAAGAAGUCACCGAAAAGAUCAGGGAUGCGAUGAAGCAGCGUGGACGCAGGAGAAGAAGUGAAGAUGCCUCUGCUGUUGAUAAUGGAUGGGAGAUGGCUGAUGCGGAUGAAGAGGUUGAGGAUGAGGAUAAAAAGGUCGUUUGA